GCACGCCGCCGUCACGGCGACAGAACGCUAGCGACACCGGCCGCACCCGUACGCUCUUCACUCGCGCAACGCAACACGAUAAUAUCGAUUGAAAGUUGUUCAUCUCGCUCGCAGUCAUGUUCGCCUGCACCGCCGCUGUCGUCUGUAGCACGCUGUUCGCCACUGUCGCGGCCAGGCGCGGCCAGACCGUCGCGCAGGCCCGUUCGACGACGGCCGCGGAUUGGCGCGAAGACGUCGUCGACGCGACCGGCGGCUCUACGCUUUCGCUCGGCACCGUCACUUCGGGCGGCGGUUCUUCGUGCUGCAACGGGCCAUACACCACCGACCACCUACCGUCGUAUACCACCGACCACCUACCAUCGUACAACACCGUCGCAGGUCCUCGUGAAAUCCCCUUGAAUCUCAUAUUGGAACUGAAUCAACUGAAGAAUGUGUCAGAAUUUUUCUCUAAAUACAUGCCGGACACAAAUACAAAUGAAGCUCAAAAUCUUUUCGCUACGACAGGUUUUCAAAGCCGAACUGAGCUAAAUGUAGAAAGAAAAGCAACGUUGACACCUAAGCCAGCCGGUUGUUCUGUUGAAUCUCAAACCGUCAGCCUUAAAGAUACUGACGAUCAAAGUUUGUAUUAUUAUCCAACGUGUACUCGGGUGAACCGAUGUGGAGGUUGUUGCGCCCACGACUUAUUGGGAUGUCAACCGACCAAAGUCGAAACCCUCAACUUCGAAGUAUUAGUCUCACAGUAUAAUGAUAAUGGAAAAUUACAAUUUAAAGGUCGAAAAACGGUGUCAAUAGAUCAACACUUGAAAUGCAAGUGUGGAUGCGUUGUUAAACCCGAAAAUUGCACCCCUUUGCAAACGUAUUACCCCAAUGAAUGUCGUUGUACGUGUAGCAAUGAAGAAGACCGCGAGAAGUGUAACAAAGAAUACGAUUUAAAGCUAUGGAAUCCAGCGACUUGCACAUGCCAAUGUCGUGAAAUAAAAGAAUGUACUUCAGGAUUUGCAUUUGACUAUAACACUUGCGGGUGUGAAGCUUUAAGAAUUAGAAUGAAAAACCCUGGUUAUGAAUUUAACAAAAACACGUAUUCAUUGGGAGGAACGUGACCUAAUCUAAAUGUUGAUGUAAAUAAUACAUUUAUUGAAAAUGAAUAACAUUUUAUUGUGUAUAGGAUAGAACAUUAAUUUUUCUAUUAGAUAAGUUUAUUUAUUUUAUAUUUUGCUCUAUUGAUUUGUAUGUUGUAUACUUGUAUUUAUAUAAUUUUAUAUGAAGCCAAAUGGUAUUCAUUUAUUUUUAAUUAUGGGUGCUUAAUAGUAUUCCUAAAACGCUUUUAUUGUUCCAACAGUUUUUGAUAUAUUUUUUUUUGUUUAGUUAAUAAAAAACCUACUGUAAAA
Acyrthosiphon pisum (pea aphid) is the source of this 1388-nucleotide messenger RNA. RefSeq names its product PDGF- and VEGF-related factor 1-like. Lineage: Eukaryota; Metazoa; Arthropoda; Insecta; Hemiptera; Aphididae. Gene Ontology annotation, molecular function: growth factor receptor binding; growth factor activity. Gene Ontology annotation, biological process: positive regulation of cell population proliferation; positive regulation of protein autophosphorylation. The record is from RefSeq and is marked validated. Gene Ontology annotation, cellular component: membrane.